UCCCGAAAGGUUUAUCUUGCCUGUGCUGACUUGAGCCGUAAUAGAAGGCCAGCUGACGAAGAAAACCCACCUUUCCGAACGCUCUUCUUCGUGUGAUUGAGUUGGCCGAGUGACGACGAGAGUUGAGCUUCCCAACUUCAACCUACCUCGCCGCGGAGGCCGUUGUCGACAAUGGUUUCUGUAACCAUCACCUACAAGCAGCCCGGGACGCAGCCUCCCAUCUUCGUCGCCGGCUCCUUCUCAAAUCCAAAAUGGGAGCCCCAGGAGAUGGAAUUCACCACCGAAAAGGGCGGAGAACACACGUUCUACAAGAACAUUGAAGUUCGGCCAAACGCGCAGAUCGAGUACAAGUUCCGUGUUGGUCUAGGAGACUGGUGGGUUCUUAACGAGACUGCAGCUAUAGUCACCGACGGAUCUGGCAAUCGCAACAAUCUCCUGACAGCACCUGCGUCUCAAGAGUUGAAGCAGCUCAACGGUGUGAACGGCGACAGCCAACCUACAAGUGAAGACGCCUCAAUUUCCGAAGACGUGGACGCCUCAAAAGCUGCCAGAGACCAUACUGCUGCCCAGCUUGAGCCGAAAACAAAGCUUCAAGAUCAUCUCAAGGAUGAGGAACGGCAAAGACUCUCGUCGACCCCGAUUGGCCAAGUUGCGGACACCGCCGCAGAGGUCGCUGAUACCGCCGAGAAACUUGACGCCGAGGUCGACAUGUCUAGACGUGCACCGCUCCCCAAGGGCGUGGAGCACCUCAAAGACGAGGAGAGGAAGCGUCUGUCUUCGACGCCGAUUGAACAAGUUGCGAGCACUGCGGCUGAGGUUGCCGAUUCUGCCCAGAAGCUGGACGCUGAUGAGGACCCUAAGGAAGAGGAUUCAGACGAUUGCCCCGCACCUUUGUUCGCCCACGAAGCUCUUGGACCCUACGAGCCUUCAGCCGAUGAUGAAGAUGAAGUUGCAAAGGACUACGAUCAUCAUGGCACUGUGGAGUAUGAUGUCGACACGUAUGACCUCAACGAUCCCACCCUCGAGCGGUGGCCCUCUAACAGGGACGGAAUCAUCGAUGCCGUGCGCAAGGUUGAGACUGGGCGUAACGAAGAUCAAACUGCUUUCUAUGGCGCACCUAUCUCGCCCAUAAAUGGAACACGCCGAGCCAGUGCUGAUCAAUACUUCGAUGAAGCUGUCCUUUCGUCAGGCCCCUCUAGUCCGGGUUCCACCAAGAGGCUGGAGCUUCCACGAAAGUCGCAUGGCUCCAUGGUCUCGGAUAGAUCGCUCCUUUCUCUGGGAUCGAUUGCCGAAGAGGAUAAGGAGACUCCGAAUGCCGAAGAGGCCAAUCGCGAGAAUGAGGGCUUGAUCAGAGUUCCGAGCCCCGCGGUACGGCCAACGCCGCAUGUUUUUACAUCGCCCGGGAGUGACGAUGAUGAGGGAGUCGUUAUGAAGGGCUCUAAGUCCAGGAAAAGCUCAGAGUCAUCAAGCUCAGAUUCACCUGCUGCCAACGGCCAGUCCAACGGCAAGCACUCGAGGGAUUUGUCUCCUAGGACUCGCCCCGCCGAGCCUGAUAGCCCUGCCAUCCGCGUCGAACCGCCUCAAGACAGAGCAAGCUCCAGCGCCAGUCAGAACGGCGAACUGGCAAGGGCUUCUGCUUCGAGCCCCGGUGAUGAGGCGUCGUCCUCCAGCCGCGAUGGCGGACACAAGGGCCAGCUCAAGAAGCGCGGGCCAGCAUCGACCGAGCGUCCUGGAACCCCUUCCUCGAUACACAGCGUCACAGACAGCAAAGGAGGCUGGCUCCAGGCCUUCUUCCGCGUAUUAUUCGUAGACUGGAUCGGUGGACUGUUUAGCCGGUUAUUCGGCAGCAAGAGAAAGGCGUAAGGUCAUCUCUCUAUUCCGGUUCGCAUUGCACAGUGGAUCGGUUACUCGUGUUCUUCUUAUUACCUUUUCCUUUGUUUGUCAUUAUUCCUCACAAUAUCUGACAGGUUGACUUUUGUCCGCAGGAUGCUGGCCACGAGCACGGCUGCCAUCGUUGUAGGAGUUGCAUGGUGGAAGUUCGCCAUGGGCGGCGACUUGACCUGGCUUGAAGCAUUGAUUUGAUGGUUUACACAAGGGUGGGAAGGGUGUAUGCGGGCCGAAAUUGCAAAGCACCGGA
Messenger RNA from Colletotrichum acutatum, 2137 nucleotides. RefSeq lists its product as uncharacterized. Lineage: Eukaryota; Fungi; Ascomycota; Sordariomycetes; Glomerellales; Glomerellaceae. Bases 172 to 1863 code for a protein of 563 amino acids. The record is from RefSeq and is a predicted model, not a curated record. The transcript has 3 exons.